AUGGGUUCCGAUUAUGAUACUUUUCAUCGAUUAGCUAUUGGAACAUGUCUCCUUUCAACUCUUUCCAUUUUUUUCUUGGCAAUAAUUGUUCCGAGUAUCUAUAAUCAAUCGAUGAGCGAUUACUACAAUAUUGAAGCAAGAGCUUUAGUUUACAAGGAUGAAACAAAUCGUUUAUGGGAAGAGAUGCAGACAUUUGGACAAGGAGCCGCUAAAUCAAAUGGAAUCCGUUUACCGAUCUUUUUCUCAAGAAAAAGACGAUCAGCUUGGGAUGCUGGAGUUUGUCGAGGUUGCACCCAGUUGACUUGUCCACAAGGCCUCUCCGGACCAGCAGGAGAAUCAGGAGAUGAUGGAAAACCGGGAAUGCCUGGGAACUCUGGAAAAGCAGGAGAUGAUGGAAUGGAUGUAGAGUUGAGUCCAGAGGAUGAAAUGCCUUGCACUAUUUGCCCGGGUGGACCUCCAGGACCAAGAGGAUCACAAGGUGAACGUGGAAUGACCGGUUACCCAGGAAUGCCUGGUGAUCGAGGAGAGAUGGGACGUCAAGGAAUGCAUGGAACCCAUGGGCAACCCGGGAACCCAGGAAAAUCUGGAGAGAAAGGAUUUGAAGGAGCUGCUGGCGAGCCGGGGAAGAUGGUUAUUGCAGGAAUCGGUUAUAAAGGACCCAAAGGCCCACCUGGACCUCAAGGACCUAUGGGGAAACAAGGACCAACUGGAAAAGCGGCGAAAGAGGCUGGAAAUCCUGGAAGCCCUGGAGAACCUGGUGGUGCUGGGCCAGCUGGAAAUGCGGGCAAACAAGGAGAGGAAGGAGCCUACGGUCCACCGGGAGAGCCGGGAAUGCCCGCCUCGUAUUGUCCAAGUGAUUGUGGUGUCUCACACAUCAUCACACCACAAAUGAAACAGCCAAAAGUCUCUGAUGCAGGAGCUGAUGGUGGUCGGGAUCUGUACGCUGGAUAUUCGGUUGGCACAGGUGAUGAUGAGUACAAUCGAGGUGAAAUGGCGGGACAUUCAAGCGGCGGCUACCGAAAUCGAUAUGCUUAUUGGCAGAAA
Mesorhabditis belari is the source of this 1044-nucleotide messenger RNA. NCBI's taxonomy places the organism in Eukaryota, Metazoa, Nematoda, Chromadorea, Rhabditida, Rhabditidae. The record is from the annotation of a GenBank genome assembly.